CUCACAGCAGAAACGUCAAGUCUAAGAAACAAUCUGUACAACUAUGUCAGCCAAACCAAUUCUAUACUACACUCCUCAAAGUCCUCCUUGCCGAGCUGUUUUAUUAGCAGGGGCAGAAAUUGGCAUUGAAUUCGAUCUUCGUGAAGUGGAUCUUAUAGCCGGUGACCAUAGAAAACCAGAAUUCUUAAAAAUCAACCCCCAACACACUAUUCCAGUUGUGGAUGACAAUGGCAUCAUUUUAACUGACAGUCAUGUUAUUUGUGCCUAUCUUGCUGACAAAUACUCCAAGAACGUGAAUCUCUUUCCAAAAGAAUUGGUUGCACGCAAUAAUGUUAUGACAUUAAUGUACUACGAUUGUGGUCAUAUUUUUCCAAGACUUCGAAUGGCACUGGAGCCGGUAAUAUUCCAUGGAAAGUCUGGUAUAUCUCAAGAUACUAUUGAAUAUAUUCAAAAAUCAUAUGAUGGUUUGGAAAAUUAUCUAACUGGAAAUUUAUAUGUUUGUGGAAAGAAUUUGACAAUAGCUGAUUUAUGUUGUAUUGCUUCGAUUUCAACUGCUAAUGAUUUAGCACCAAUUGAUAAGAAGACUUUCCCCAAUUUAUCAGCAUGGAUUGAUCGUAUGUCAGCUUUAAGAUAUUAUGAAAAAUGCAAUGGUGAAUUUGCUAAACAACUUAAAGCUUUUAUUGAUCAAAAGACGGAAGAGAAUAAAAAUAAGUGAA
This is a messenger RNA of Episyrphus balteatus (marmalade hoverfly), 716 nucleotides long. RefSeq names its product glutathione S-transferase 1-like. Gene Ontology annotation, molecular function: glutathione transferase activity. The coding region runs from base 44 to 715 and encodes 223 amino acids. The transcript has 2 exons. Gene Ontology annotation, biological process: glutathione metabolic process. The record is from RefSeq and is a predicted model, not a curated record. Lineage: Eukaryota; Metazoa; Arthropoda; Insecta; Diptera; Syrphidae.